GUUGACUGAGGUAUAUGGUUCACACUGGGCUAACAGUAGUUAGCAAGACCUCACUGAAAAGUUUGAUACAAAAUGUACUUUAGCUAGCCAGCCAGCUACCAGAAGAGGGAGACUGUACUGCAAGCAUACAAUACAGACUAUUCGACAGAUGAAUUGGGAAAUCUUAAACAAGUUCAGAUAGCUAGCUAAUGUAAGCUACCUAACGUUAGCUAGCUGCUAGCAAACAACACGGCACAGCCAGCGAAUCGAAUCAAGACAAGGGCUUAUGGACACGACGUGGUAACUUCACCGGUACACCUCCCUCACCCACACAUUCUUUGGAAAAGUAAGCAACACCAUUGAGAAAGCAACAGGAGAGACCAUGUCAGCGACAUCAUGACAGACAGGGAAGAGGCGCUUUAGCACCCUGACCACAAGGCAAGGAGCCAUGGAUGGGUUACUGCAGCUACCUUCCCCUGAGCACCUUGAACAGGUGAAUGGGGAGACUAGGACAGGCCCCCUGCCCCUAUGUAGCCCAAACUCUCCACAGCCCCUGGACACAGUAGCUGAUGAUAUAUGGACUGGAAGGGAGGUGGAGGCAGUGGCCUCUGACUUUGGAGGGUUGACAGACCUGCAGGAGCUGGGGGUUGAGGAGGGUGAGGGCAGUGGGGCGGAGAGGCCGAGGUCCCCCAUCUCGAGGGUAUCAUGGAAUGGGACUGGCAGCCAACAGAAUGGAGAGAAUGGAGAAGGAGGGGAAGAGGAGAGACUAGAGAAGGACAAGACCAGCUACAGCAGACAAGACAGUCCUGCUGCUGCUAACAACUACACAGACCUGUCUCACACGUCGUCUCCCUCGCUGUCGGAGCAGCUGCGUCUGGGACGGGAUGAGGCCACGGGCCCUGGUAUCAACGUGGAGUGUAGGAUCUGUGCUGACAAAGCUUCAGGGUUCCACUACGGUGUGCAUGCCUGCGAGGGCUGCAAGGGCUUCUUCCGGCGGACCAUUCGGAUGAAGCUGGAGUAUGAGCGCUGUGAGAGGGCCUGUAAGAUCCUGAAGAAGAACCGUAAUAAGUGCCAAUACUGCCGCUUCCAGAAGUGCCUGGCCCUGGGCAUGUCCCAUGAUGCGAUCCGGUAUGGGCGUAUGCCGGGGGCUGAGAAGAAGAAGCUAGUGGCUGGCCUGCUAGCGGAGCAACUGGACCCCCACCACCCUGGUGGCUCAGACCUCAAGACCCUGGCUAAACAGGUGUACCAAGCCUACCUGAAGAACCUCAUUAUGACCAAGAAGAAAGCCCGCAGCAUCCUCACUGGCAAGACCAGCUGCACAACGCCAUUUGUGAUCCAUGAUGUGGACACCCUGUGGCAAGCAGAGAGUGGUCUAGUGUGGAACCAGUUAGUCCCCGGCGCGCCCCUCACAAAGGAGAUAGGGGUACACGUGUUUUAUCGCUGUCAGUGCACCACGGUGGAGACGGUACGAGAGCUCACUGAGUUCGCCAAGAACAUCCCAGGGUUUGUGGAUCUCUUCCUCAACGACCAGGUGACCCUACUAAAGUAUGGCGUCCACGAGGCCAUCUUCGCCAUGCUGCCCUCCCUCAUGAACAAAGAUGGCCUCCUGGUGGCCAACGGGAAGGGCUUUGUGACCCGGGAGUUCCUGAGGAGCCUCCGUAAACCCUUCAGUGAGAUCAUGGAGCCCAAGUUUGAGUUUGCUGUAAAGUUCAAUGCUCUGGAGCUGGAUGACAGUGACCUGGCUCUGUUUGUGGCCAUUAUCAUCCUGUGUGGAGAUCGCCCGGGGCUAAUGAACGUGAAGCAGGUAGAACAGAGUCAGGACGGUAUUCUCCAGGCCUUGGACCAGCACCUGCAGGCCAACCACCAGGACUCCCUCUACCUCUUCCCCAAGCUGCUGAACAAGAUGGCUGACCUCAGACAGCUGGUCACAGAGAACGCCUUGCUGGUGCAGAAGAUCAAGAAGACAGAGUCGGAGACCUCUCUGCACCCGCUACUACAGGAGAUCUAUAAGGACAUGUACUGACUGGACUAAACCGGAGUGAACCUGUACUGACUGGGCUAAACCAGACUGAACUGGACUGGAACUUGCUGCACCCGCUAGUGCAGGAGUUCUACAAGGACAUGUACUAGUCUCCUCAAAAGUAGUGCACUACAUACAGUGCCUUGCAAAAGUAUUCAUCCCUCUUGGCGUUUUUCCUAUUUUGUUG
Molecule: messenger RNA, 2186 nt
Organism: Coregonus clupeaformis (lake whitefish)
Lineage: Eukaryota; Metazoa; Chordata; Actinopteri; Salmoniformes; Salmonidae
Product: peroxisome proliferator-activated receptor delta-like
Exons: 8
Coding region: 428-2002 (524 amino acids)
Biological process (GO): negative regulation of transcription by RNA polymerase II; cell differentiation; negative regulation of inflammatory response
Cellular component (GO): nucleus
Molecular function (GO): zinc ion binding; nuclear receptor activity; RNA polymerase II cis-regulatory region sequence-specific DNA binding
Source: RefSeq, a predicted model, not a curated record